AUGACUGUAUUUUUCAAAAAUGGUUUUUUUGGCAUGAAAAGUGCAAAACGGUGAUUUUGAAGUUUUCCAAGGGUGUUUUUAAAACAGCAAAAAGAGAGGAAAAAAGUACAUAUAAAAAUCUAUAUUCUAUCAAAACUAGACAAAUUUAAGCAGAGAAAGCUGAGGAUGGGAUUGUAUAAUAGACAGCAUAUAUUGCAUAAUACCAAAUAA
Blepharisma stoltei is the source of this 210-nucleotide messenger RNA. The record is from the annotation of a GenBank genome assembly. NCBI's taxonomy places the organism in Eukaryota, Ciliophora, Heterotrichea, Heterotrichida, Blepharismidae.